AUGUCUCCAGCCAUUAUGAAAACGAAGAUCGUCAAAAAAGCUAUUGCCAAGCCUAAAAGACGAUCUGUCGUCAAGACAAGAAAGUUUGGUAAGCUUUUAACUUGGUUAUUGUAACUAGGAGAAUAUUAUACAUCUUGUACUGUAAACAGACUUGAAAGCAAGAGUUUUCCGCUGUUACUAGUCUAGUUUAGAAGCAAAAAGUUCUGUACAGACCAAUGUUAUGUAGGUACAGAGUUGGCGCAGUAAAAUAUUAAAGAUCGUGCCUUGUAUCCAAGCUUGACUGUAAUUCUUUAUCAAUGGCAGUUCAGUACCUUAUCUCAUAUUGAUCUUAUUUUAUCCAUAUUUUACGUUUAAAAAACAAGAUUUAAACAGUAAACUAUAAUAUAAGCAAAACAACAACCUAUAACCAUAUUGUUAUCUUUAGCUCGCAUUGCCAAAACCAAGCAGACCAGUAAAGUCCAAUUGGCUAAAAAGAGCCGCAAGGCCUUAAAAACGAGGAAAGCUAAGACUACUUCAAAGCCCAUGACCAAGCCAGCCCAACCUCCAGCCAAAACUGCCCUACCUCCAGCCCCGACUACAAAAUGGACUAUCCCCGAAGGCCAGACCGACUUUUUUAAAUGUCCAUUGUGUAAUAUGCCGAAAAGCUCGUUAGAACACAUGGAGUUACUCUACAACCCCUACUCCAGCCAUUACGAAGCGCAGAAUUCAGAGAAUUCGUAA
Molecule: messenger RNA, 720 nt
Organism: Bursaphelenchus okinawaensis
Lineage: Eukaryota; Metazoa; Nematoda; Chromadorea; Rhabditida; Aphelenchoididae
Source: the annotation of a GenBank genome assembly